Messenger RNA from Thalassophryne amazonica, 4311 nucleotides. Its product is annotated as DNA polymerase delta subunit 3-like. Lineage: Eukaryota; Metazoa; Chordata; Actinopteri; Batrachoidiformes; Batrachoididae. Bases 114 to 1244 code for a protein of 376 amino acids. Gene Ontology annotation, molecular function: DNA-directed DNA polymerase activity. The transcript has 8 exons. The record is from RefSeq and is a predicted model, not a curated record. Gene Ontology annotation, cellular component: nucleus; delta DNA polymerase complex. Gene Ontology annotation, biological process: nucleotide-excision repair, DNA gap filling; DNA synthesis involved in UV-damage excision repair; DNA strand elongation involved in DNA replication.
UUUUUCCCAUCUUUUUUCUGAUUUGGCCUUGCAGAUUUUCAACCUUUGAUGUCUGACUUGGAUAAGUUUGGUCAGAAAAGCUUGUUUGUGCAGCAGCAGUUUUGAUAAAUGUCAUGCUGACUGCAUGUCUGUGGACACUGAUGCCAUUUUCUUCUGCAGACUUUAAAACCAGGAUGAGUGUAGUUGUCAGCGUCCAUGUGUACAGUGUGCAGAAAGCCUUGCUGAAAGACAGCGGCCCCCUCUACAGCGUGGACUAUGACGCUGUCAAAGACAACCUGACAGACUGCAGCAGGUUCAGUGCGAUCCGCUGUGCCGGCGCCGUGCCCAUGACCUCCAUGGAGCUGCAGCAGGCCACACAAACACCACGAGCUGCCACCCCAGAGCCGCAAAAUAAAAAACACUGCGUGAACGGAGAUGCCAGUCUGACUUCCAAACCUCCCAACAAGCCGCCCAAAGGCAUUAUGGGAAUGUUUGCAAAUAAGACCGUAGCUAAGGUCCAGGACACGGACAAAGACAAAAACAGGGAGCAGAAGGAAGACACGGCCGUGGCAGAACCUCCAAAAAGCAACACAUCUGGAAAGUCCAGUCCAGUGAUCAACUUCUUUGGAUUUCAAACAGCAAAGAAACAUGAGAAAGCUGUGAAGGUUGAGGAACAAGCCCAGUCAUCACCAAACACAACAGAGCAGCAGCUGCAGCCAAGUCCAGAACCUGAAGACGUACAGGAAGUCGCUGCAGAGUUGCCGCCAGAAGACAUGAAGAAAGAUUGCCAAAGCAAAACCAAGCGAGCGGAACCUUCUGACAGCGAGGAGGAGAAAAUGGAGAAGAAAAAGCGGAGGCGGAUUAAGAAACCUGAGCCGGACAGCAGUGAUGAUGACGAUGUUAUUCCAGAUUCUCCACGACCGCCGCACACGAGAGAACCGACGCUGUGUCUUAGAAAGGAGGCGGAGUCUGUUUCACAUCAGAGACCUUCUGAUGUAAACGUGAGGAAGAGGAGACGCGUGCUGAAGACUCGGACCUUUGUGGAUGAAGAAGGAUGCAUUGUGACAGAAAAAGGCUACGAGAGCGAAUCGUACUCAGAAACAGAAGAUGAUGUUCCGGUGACCAAACAUGCUCCCAAAGACCCUGUUCCAGCGAAAAAACUACAAGCAAGCAGCAAAGAAGACGAGAAGAAAACUCAGAAAAAAACAGCUGCCAACAAAGGAACCAAACAAGCUUCUAUUAUGGGCUUUUUCCAGAAGAAAUAACUGAGGGCAAAAAGCCCAGAAGAGUCGGUGAGGAAGAACAAGCCGACUGAUGUUUCUGAAGCUUUUUAACGUGGGGACACGCCCAGUUCAGGCUGAUAUUUUAUUUCACACGGUCAUUACCACUGUGGCUCGUGAAUCUUUGAAAUACUUAAUAAAUACUGUUGAAAUUAAAACAUGCUGCCCUGGAGUGCAUAAAAAGGAAGUUAAAGUGGAAACAGUCCAGAAUCACAAACAGGUGUAAAAAGGAGAAAAGGAAGCCCCGCCCUCUUUAUGUCCGAAGCCAUAGCCAAGUCAGACAUCUUUCCCACAGUCAUGUGACUGAGCGUCGCAUGUAUUGUUUGUGUCAGCCGUCGUGAGGAUGUCUUAAACAUUGCUGUGUUGCUUGUUGUCCAGAUAUUUGGAACCAUUGACUGAACUCUGUGCGGAACAACGGGAUGGGGAAAACCGUUUUCAGUUCCUCUGAGUCUUUUAACUUCUAGUAGUUGAGUAAAAUAUCUGACACAACGGUACAGCUGGUCGAAUCCUCAGUUUCUGUGCUGUGAUGGAACCUGAAGCAAAUGUGUGAAAAUGGGGCGACAUAUGUAUUAGCUAUCUGAUUUGUGCUAGCUUUACUCAAAGCCACCUACAGGGUCUGCGGGUCCACUGGAGCUGCAGCUGUACCAUGUGGUGAAGGCCUCCAGACUUUACCUUCUGUUUGUAACGGGUUUUAAGAGACGCUGACGCUGGACAGAGAUUGACUUCACGUAGCAGUGGCAGUCAUGAGUCUGAGUCUUCAGUCUUUGACACUGGGGCAGAGCUUCGGGAGGCUCCUGAGGUCCCUGGGCCUUUGCUGAAUCAAGGUACACGUUUUUGGUGCUGCUCCUUCCUGUCUUACUGUGGGGUGGUGAGACUUUGAUGCUGAACACUGACCAAAGGUGAAAACUGGAUGUCCUCGUACAGGUCUCUCCUUUGGUACAUCUGGAAUGAUUUUGUGUGAAACAAGCAGCUACUUUGGGAAAUUCAAGUGUGUUUCACCUGCAUGUGAGUCAACAUCAUGUUGUCCAUGUGGUGUCUUUCUCUGGACACGGUCCAACACGCAGGUCCCUCAGUGUAUCCCAGCGACUGGAGGUCCAGGACAUGUCCACGUUUCACCUGUGGCAGAACGAAGGUUAACUUUGUGAGGUGGAAGUGCACCAGCUGUCAGCCCGGGUGGUUGACGUCCAGGACCCAAUGCGGUUCCACUGCUGCUCCCAGACGCCACCAUAAACAUCACAUGUAUUAUGUCACUAAAAAGACGCUGACUCCAUCUGAAAACGAGUCCACAGGAAAAGUUUAACCGUGAAUAUUUCACCAUUUUUAAUGUGUCGUACGACUUGUACCCCAAACCUUCGUUUAGAUUCGUGCAGUAAGUUGAUGUGUGUCUGGUGCUGCCAGUGUUCUUCACCAGCCCGGCUAGUUCAUGUUACUGAACAGCUCCAUUGUCCACAUACUUUUAUUCUCCUGGUUCUAAAAGUUCCAGCAGACAAUGUGGUCUUUGGACUCGCUGUGACAGCCAGACCGCCGGCAGCACCGCGCCCCGCCACAGCCUCCCUCAAAAGACAAGUGGGCCAGUCGAACUGGUAUUGGGAUUAGCCGAGCACUCCGCCAUGAAAAACGAUAUCCUCCAGUGUUCCAGGGAGUGGUCCGAACACGUGUUCUCCCACGGCUCGGCUGGGUGAGGUCGGACCUCCAGACGCUCACAGCUACACCUCCCUGAGUCACAGUCCGGUUUGGGGACCGUAAUGUCUACUUCUUACUAAUAUUCCACUUCAGUUUCACCCACACUGCUCGACAUUAAAACAGCACUGAAGCCAUAAAAGUACUUUUUUUUUAUCUCCACAAAUCCAGUAUAUACAUUUAGAUCUAAUGCACAGAGUGAACCCCCCCCCCCCGCCAAAAAAAACCCUCAUAAAAACUAAUAAAUACUACAAACUUAAAGUUCAGUCACUGUAUGAACAUUCCCCAAAGUUUAUCUUGGUCACUUUGUGUCAUGUUCUUUCCAAAUGGUUGGAUUUGUUGGUGAAACAGGCCUCCAGCCAAAAUGUCUUUCCCUUGUUUGGGGAAGACGAUUGUUCCAAACGUCUGAAGGAUUUAUUAUCAUUUUUAUGGGUUCUGGGUUUUUUUGGGGGGGGGGUCACCCUGUAUUUAGUGGCAGUCACCCUGUAUUUAGUGGCAGUCUGGUAUGAUGUGGCUGACGUCACUAACGAUGUGUCCUGCCGGUGUUAACCAUCGACUGUUGGGUGUUGACACAGAGUGUUGCCAUGUGGAGUAUCAGAGGCCUGGAAAUGGUGAUGGUGCAGGUUGACUUCUAUCACAUUAUUUGUCGAGAUGACGCAGAUCAGAUUCUGGUCAGAUCUGGUCCUGGCUUGUGGUGGGAGUUCAUCCUAAUGCAGGUGUGACAUCACGAUGCCGCUGUUGCAGUCUUGUUUGUACCUGAUAAUGGCUGACACCCAUCUGGCAGCCAAAGCAAAGUUUUCGGAUGUGUAGACACUAGACAGCUAUAUUCUUGAAAUUGGACAUCCAGGUCAGUGGUCAUGUGACCUGGACACCAACACAGCUGCCAUAUUUGACAAGGUGUAUGUGGAGUGAAAUAUGUAUAUAUGAGUCUAAUGUACAUAUGUGGGGACUUGAUGAUUGUAAACAUCUGAGUAUUCCAUAGGAGGCCGCUGUGUAGGACUUCACCCACAUGUUUGAAGCCCAGCAACACUGAUUUUUCUGUUAUGUUGUGCAAAUUCCUCACUACCUAACUGAUCUUGAUACUGGUGUUUUAUUUUACAAUUUACAGUUGCCUUAGAAACCUGCUAACAAAUACAAACUCUCCUACGAGGUGAAACCCCAUUGUCAUACCGUUUCUGUCCGUACAGUUCCAGUUGGGAAACACGGCGGCCAGGACGCACACACGCAUCCUCCUGAGCUCCUUGAGGUUUUGUGACUUUUAUUAAAGUUUGGUUGCUUGGGGGCUAAAGUCUGAGGAUUGAAAUCACUUUGUCCAUAUUAUGUAUUUUUAUUAUUAUUAUGAUGAUGAAAUUUGAUGUUUAAGGUUCAGGGC